Molecule: messenger RNA, 1152 nt
Organism: Larimichthys crocea (large yellow croaker)
Lineage: Eukaryota; Metazoa; Chordata; Actinopteri; Sciaenidae
Gene: ptf1a
Product: pancreas associated transcription factor 1a
Exons: 2
Coding region: 146-958 (270 amino acids)
Biological process (GO): regulation of transcription by RNA polymerase II; developmental process
Molecular function (GO): protein dimerization activity; DNA-binding transcription factor activity, RNA polymerase II-specific; RNA polymerase II transcription regulatory region sequence-specific DNA binding
Source: RefSeq, a predicted model, not a curated record
GCGACUAUGGAUGUCGCUAUAAAGAAGUCUCGCGUGCCUGUUCUUCAACUAAAACUAACUGUUGACCGUGAGCAGCGAGCACACAGACACAAGACAGAAGACAGUGACGCGUCAUUGUUUCCGCAGCAACAGGAGGAAGACAAAGAUGGACACCGUGCUGGACCCGUUCUCCGGACUCGACUCUUUCUCUUCCCCUCCUUAUUUCGACGAUGACGACUUUUUCACCGACCAGUCCUCCAGAGACGGACACUUGGACACUGAUGACUUUUUGGAUGACGACGUGGACUUCCUCACCAGUCAUUUCCAAGACUAUUACAGCAAAGACGGCGGCGGCAGAGCGCCGCCUCACGAUGGAGACUACGACAUCGGCAACUUGUCCUUCUCCUCCUCGUCCUCCACCUUCUCGUACGGCUGCGCAGACAGCAACCCGGACCUGUCUCCUCAUCAUGGCGGGCCGUUACUGAAGCGGAGGAGGCGGAUGAGGUCUGAGAUGGAAAUGCAGCAGCUGAGGCAGGCGGCCAACGUCAGGGAGCGGCGGAGGAUGCAGUCCAUCAAUGACGCGUUCGAGGGGCUCCGCUCCCACAUCCCGACCCUUCCCUACGAGAAGAGACUGUCCAAAGUGGACACUCUGAGGCUCGCCAUUGGCUACAUCAACUUCCUCGCCGAGCUCGUGCAGUCUGAUCUGCCCAUUAGAAACUCCAGCAGCGACACUCACGUGCAACCCAAGAAGGUCAUCAUCUGCCACAGAGGAACAAGGUCUCCCUCUCCCAGCGACCCGGACUACGGCCUUCCACCUCUCGCCGGACACUCUCUGUCCUGGUCGGAUGAAAAGCAGCUCCGCGAGCAGAACAUCAUCCGCACCGCCAAAGUCUGGACUCCCGAAGACCCCCGAAAACUUCACAGUAAAGUGGGCCUCACGGACAUUGAGAACGAGCCUCCUUUCGGUCUCGUAGCCUAAACAAACCCGGCAGAGUCCUCCUGGCUGCUCGUGUAAACGCACAUUGUGAAUGUGAAGAAGUUAUUGUCUGUUCUUGUGAACACCAUGUGAGCUCACUGUACAGUUUCUGAUGUUGUUUCAAUGUUGUAAAUAGUUUUUAUCACGUUGAUAAUUUUAUUUUUGUAAUUCAGGCAACUGGCAAUCAUUUAUUUAUU